CUUGUGCGGGAAUAAACCUCCAGGCAACUGCCGGUGAGCAUCCUAGUUAUUCUCCUAUCUGUUAAUGCCCGUCUCAUCAGUUCGAACCAAGCCAGCCAUUUCAUUUCCCGAAAUACAAGUCUAAGUGGCCUUUCAUUUCACAACAGCGAAAGAACAUCAACACUGCAAGAUGGGUUCACACAUGGACUGGUCGCAGCGGCCGAUAUACUCUCCCGACCAAGUGGAGAGAUACUACGACCGCAUCGGUUUGCCCCGCAAAUACCGUCGGUCGUCUAUCCCAACGGAUGAAGAGGCCGCCUUGGGCUUUUUGCGUGUCUUGCUGUGUUAUCAAGUUGCAGCCGUUCCGUUCGAGAAUUUGAACCUCCAUUAUUCAGUCCAUCGGGAUAUCUCAGUAGACCCAUUCAAGAUCUUCGAGAAGGUCGUGGACUCCAAGGCCGCGCGUGGGGGCUACUGCAUGGAGAACAGCAGCCUGUUUGGAACAGUUCUGCGGAGCCUGGGUUAUCAGGUCUAUCCAGUCGGAGGGAGAGUCAACGAGGCGGCGCAGCCCAUGUCAGCCUCCAAGAACUGGAAGGGUCCUAAGUUCGACGGCUGGAACCACCUGGUCAACAUUGUGACCAUCGGCACCCAGGAAUAUCUGGUUGACGUCGGAUUUGGCUCCAAUGGACCGCAUCAGCCCGUGCCCCUGACAGAGGGGUACCAGUUCCACAACGUGGGCGAUCAACGCGGCCGACUCGUCCAUGGGCCCAUCGCCCAAUACACGCGAGCCGGCCAAUCGAUCUGGCAGUACGAGUUCAGCAACGGCGAAGCCCCCUGGAUUCCGGCUUACUGUUUCACCGAGGAGGAGUUUCUCCCCGAGGAUUUUGCGAUGAUCAAUUACUACAUGAGUACUCAUCGCGCGAGCUGGUUCACCUUUCAUGUGGUGUGUGUGCGGAUGAUUCUCGACGAGGCAGGGGAACGCCUCGUCGGCGAUCUGACAUUGUUCAACGACAAGCUUAAGCGGCGUAUCGGGGCCACCUCGGAGCUGGUGGCCUCGUUCACGUCGGAGGAGGAACGGGUGGCCGCGCUCGAGACGUACUUCCAGAUCCCUCUGACAGCGGCCGACCGGGAGAGCAUCCGGCACACGAUUACCGAAAUCUUAUAGCAUGGGGCGUGGAGAUAGAUAAGGAAGAAACCCAAUAAAAGGCGGG
This is a messenger RNA of Aspergillus homomorphus CBS 101889, 1187 nucleotides long. RefSeq names its product arylamine N-acetyltransferase family protein. The record is from RefSeq and is a predicted model, not a curated record. NCBI's taxonomy places the organism in Eukaryota, Fungi, Ascomycota, Eurotiomycetes, Eurotiales, Aspergillaceae. The transcript is spliced from 2 exons. Gene Ontology annotation, molecular function: acetyltransferase activity. The coding region runs from base 170 to 1141 and encodes 323 amino acids.